CACAGCAGCUGCUCUGUUUCCUCCCUCAUUCCCCCUACCCUUCCCAGGCUUCCUGCUCCCAUGGCCUGCUGUGUCCGGUUUGGAUUGAUCUAGACCUCCUCUUAUCUCCCUCCUUUCCUUCCCACUCCUUUUUCCUUCCACUUUACUCCUCCCCAGCUUACUAGUUGUUUGUAUUGGGCAGGGGAGAGAGGCACGGAUAGCCUGAGUUCUAGGUUGGGGCGGUGGUGGGGGCUCAGCCCCUCUGAGCCUGUGAGUCAGCACUGUCCUCCGGAUUGGUCUCUCCCCUUAGCUCCCCGCCCCUGGGGAGGAGCUAGGCAGCUCUGGGUCCAGCCCGUUCUCUUCUCGGCCUGAGAAGAGGCUCCACGCUGGGCGGGGAUGGGGCCUGAAACUGUCUGGGUCUGAGCUGGGGGAGCGGAAGCCACUUGUCUCUCUCCUUCCCCAGGACUCCUGUGAUUACUGGGCCACAGAGGUCUGACCAGGCUAAGGGUCUGGGGAUGCCCCCUGCCUGGCCCCCUUGCCCGAACUGGCAGGGGGGCCGGGCUGGGCAGCAACCCCCACCCUCAGCCCAGCCAUGGAUCUCCUGCCCCCCAAGCCCAAGUACAACCCACUUCGGAAUGAGUCUUUGUCAUCGCUGGAGGAGGGGGCUUCAGGGUCCACCCCUCCGGAGGAGCUGCCUUCUCCAUCAGCCUCGUCCCUGGGGCCCAUCCUGCCUCCUCUGCCUGGGGACGACAGUCCCACUACCCUGUGCUCCUUCUUUCCCCGGAUGAGCAACCUGAAGCUGGCCAACCCGGCUGGAGGGCGCCCAGGGCCUAAGGGGGAGCCAGGAAGGGCCGCCGAGGAUGGGGAGGGGAUCGUAGGGGCAGCCAUGCCAGACUCAGGCCCCCUGCCCCUCCUCCAGGACAUGAACAAGCUGAGUGGAGGCGGCGGGCGCAGGACUCGGGUGGAAGGGGGCCAGCUGGGGGGCGAGGAGUGGACCCGGCACGGGAGCUUUGUCAAUAAGCCCACACGGGGCUGGCUGCAUCCCAACGACAAAGUCAUGGGACCCGGGGUUUCCUACUUGGUUCGGUACAUGGGUUGUGUGGAGGUCCUGCAGUCAAUGCGAGCCCUCGACUUCAACACGCGGACUCAGGUCACCAGGGAGGCCAUCAGUCUGGUGUGUGAGGCUGUGCCGGGUGCUAAGGGGGCGACAAGGAGGAGAAAGCCUUGUAGCCGCCCGCUCAGCUCUAUCCUGGGGAGGAGUAACCUGAAAUUUGCUGGAAUGCCAAUCACUCUCACCGUCUCCACCAGCAGCCUCAACCUCAUGGCCGCAGACUGCAAACAGAUCAUCGCCAACCACCACAUGCAAUCUAUCUCAUUUGCGUCUGGCGGGGAUCCGGACACAGCUGAGUAUGUCGCCUAUGUUGCCAAAGACCCUGUGAAUCAGAGAGCCUGCCACAUCCUGGAGUGUCCUGAAGGGCUUGCCCAGGACGUCAUCAGCACCAUUGGCCAGGCCUUCGAGUUGCGCUUCAAACAAUACCUCAGGAACCCCCCAAAACUGGUCACCCCCCAUGACAGGAUGGCUGGCUUUGAUGGCUCAGCUUGGGAUGAGGAGGAGGAUGAGCCACCUGAUCAUCAGUACUAUAAUGACUUCCCUGGGAAGGAACCCCCUCUUGGGGGGGUGGUAGACAUGAGGCUUCGGGAAGGAGCCACUCCAGGGGCUCCUCGCCCGACUCCACCCAGUACGCAGACCCCCAGCCACUUGGGAGCUACACUGCCCGUAGGCCAGCCUGUCGGGGGAGAACCAGAAGUCCGCAAACAGAUGCCGCCACCACCACCCUGCCCAGCAGGCAGAGAGCUCUUUGAUGAUCCCUCCUACGUCAAUGUUCAGAACCUAGACAAGACCCGGCAAGCAGCUGGUGGGGCUGGGCCCCCCAAUCCUGCCAUCAAUGGCAGUGCACCCCGGGACCUCUUUGACAUGAAGCCCUUUGAAGAUGCCCUUCGAGUGCCUCCACCUCCCCAGUCUGUGUCCAUGGCUGAGCAGCUCCGAGGGGAGCCCUGGUUUCAUGGGAAGUUAAGCCGGCGGGAGGCUGAGGCACUGCUGCGGCUCAACGGGGACUUCCUGGUGCGGGAGAGCACGACCACACCUGGCCAGUAUGUGCUCACUGGCUUGCAGAGUGGGCAGCCCAAGCACCUGCUACUAGUGGAUCCUGAGGGUGUGGUUCGUACAAAGGAUCACCGCUUCGAGAGUGUCAGUCACCUCAUCAGCUACCACAUGGACAAUCACUUGCCCAUCAUCUCUGCGGGCAGCGAACUGUGUCUACAGCAACCUGUGGAGCGGAAACUGUGAUCCGCCCCAAUACUCUCCCAGAAGAUGUCCUCCAACCCCUUCCACCCUAGUCCCUAACUCUCAGGACAUCAUUUGGGAGUGUUCUGUGGGCUUGGCCUUGUGUAGGAGAUGGGAGUAGUGUGGAUGCUGGGUUUAGUAUCCCGCUGAGAGGGUUUGAGUCAGAAGCCUGGGGGAGAAUACUGCUUCUCCUCAGACAUCACCAAAGUAUUAAUGUACAGAGUGGCCCUUUGCCUGGGCCUUUCCUGUGCCAAUCUGAUGACCCCUUCCCCAAGGUGAGUGCUUGUCAUGGAAAAUUCCUGUGGUGAUAGGCCCAGUGGAGCAAUCACCCUUCUGGGGAAGGGGGAAUGAAUCACACCUCUGGUCUAUCUCUGGGCUUCAGGAUACCCCAGGUCUCAACAACUCCCUCCCUUCUCCCAGUGUUUAAACUUUGUGCCUUUGACCAUCUCCUAGGUCUGCAGAUAUUUUAUGCAAAGAGUCCUCAGGCCCUUGAGUUCACUGACGGAGUGCUGACACCUUCUUGGCUUCUGGGACCCUGUCCUCUCCUUGCUCAGCACCCCUUUCAGUUUGGGUUGGGAGAACAGAGGCAAGAGUGGCAGCUGUCCCCUCUCCCCCUAGGGAUAUGCAACCCUUAGAGAUUGCCCCAGAGCCCCCCUCCCGGCCAGGGGGGAGAUGGACCCCUCCCUUGCUCAGUGCCUCCUGGCCGGGGCCCCUCACCCCAAGGGGUCUGUAUAUACAUUUUGUAAGCCCCGCCCUUCCAAUGUUGCAUGCUUAUUAUUCUCUACAGCCAAAGUGUAGCCUUCCUCCUGUAGCCCAGCUGCCCCUUCUUGGGAUACUGGGGUAUGACUGAAGGUGGGCCUCCUGUAUGGUUAACUCUUCCAGGUGGAUUUUGUGGAGGCUGGAACAGGGGUAUUGCGACUCUAAAGCAGUAGACAAUCCCAAAUACCAUCUGUAGAUUUGGAACUGCACUGGUUUUUUAUUUUAUAUGCAUAUAUUUUAGGAGUGUAGAUUUACUUUCCUAAUUCUGUUUUCCGUGGCUUAUUCUUGAGCACAAGAUGAUAAUCGAUUACAUUUAUACACCACCUCUUUGACUUUUCCAAGCCCUUUUACACUAUUGGCAUUUUCCUCUCCCAGGCCUGCAUGGUAACUGGGAUCGGCAGCAUUACCUUUUAUACCAGAGACCUGAGGCAAAUGAAAUUGAUUUCCAGCUAGGCCUAUAAAAACUUGGGCCUCUUACCACGAGGCUGAGAAGCAGAAACUUGACUGAAUACCUAUUACAGAUUCACGAAGGAGAAACUUAAACCUGCAGUUAUUGAGUACCUUCUGCAUGCUGGGCCCUGUACUAGGUCCAGCAUGGCCACACGAAAGAAGCCGGCUCCACUCUUUCUUUAUGCCUUGUGGAUAAGGGAGAGUUGCCUGUUUACAUCCUGGCCUUUUUUUUGUUUGGAUGUUUUCACGGGUCUCACUUAUACCAAAGGGAAAAAAAAAAAAUCUUCAUUAAAGUCCAUAUUUCUUCUACCUCGGCCUCUAA
Messenger RNA from Carlito syrichta (Philippine tarsier), 3854 nucleotides. RefSeq names its product SHC adaptor protein 1 (gene SHC1). Gene Ontology annotation, molecular function: receptor tyrosine kinase binding. Gene Ontology annotation, cellular component: plasma membrane. The transcript has 12 exons. Bases 572 to 2326 code for a protein of 584 amino acids. NCBI's taxonomy places the organism in Eukaryota, Metazoa, Chordata, Mammalia, Primates, Tarsiidae. Gene Ontology annotation, biological process: intracellular signal transduction; cell surface receptor protein tyrosine kinase signaling pathway. The record is from RefSeq and is a predicted model, not a curated record.